CACACUGACUCUCCGUGACUCGACCGCACACGGGACAACGAAACCUCGAUCCAACAGUUGAUCUGCGCAGGAAAAAGCUCUCGUCGACAAUCAUGGCGAAGCCGCCCGUCCCGAUGAUCAUCUCCACCGUGACCUACUGCUGCGGCGCCUGCGGGUACGACCUGAAGCUGAGCUCGCUGGCGCGGGACACGGCGUCGUCCGGCGGCGCGCGCCGGCGGCGGAGCGUGGUGGUGUUCGAGGCCAUCGACGACACGCGGUUCGGCCACCUGGACGAGUUCCGCUGCCUCGACGUGCGCUCCCUCCGCCUCUUCGCGCGCCGCACGCGCCUGCUCUGCCGCAAGUGCGGCGCCCACCUCGGCUACGGCUACCACGAGCACGACACCGCCGCCGACAGCAAGCCGCCGCGGUACCACAUCAAGAUCCGGGCGCUACACCCCGCCUCCCCGGCCGCAAGACAAUCGGAUCCCGUGAUCCCGUGAUCUGAUCUGACGGCCCUGCCCGUAUUCUCUCGAUUUCUCUCCUCUUGCCGCGUUCGCGAAUCGCGGCGAGUCGCUGUCGCCCGCCGCUGUUACUUUCGCUCCUCCUCCAAGUGGCUCCCUCGCUCCGCUUGCAUCUCAAGGAUUGCGCAGACUGAUUGAUUGAUGGAUUGGGAUUGUUUUUCUUUCUCAUUUUUCACUCCGUAUAUAAAUAUACAUGGCGAAAUUAUUGGUGUACAAAAUUCUACAUUAUUCGUCUUGACUUGCUGUAUUAUACAUGGAGCUAAAAGUCAAAAGUCUUGUUCUGCCAGCUCCGUCCGGCUGUGCUGCUGCA
Lolium perenne is the source of this 810-nucleotide messenger RNA. RefSeq lists its product as uncharacterized. Lineage: Eukaryota; Viridiplantae; Streptophyta; Magnoliopsida; Poales; Poaceae. The record is from RefSeq and is a predicted model, not a curated record.